Molecule: messenger RNA, 1262 nt
Organism: Anopheles aquasalis
Lineage: Eukaryota; Metazoa; Arthropoda; Insecta; Diptera; Culicidae
Source: RefSeq, a predicted model, not a curated record
UGUGCGGGUAAUGUGCACUACUCUUCGCACCAUCAGCAGCAGCACCAGAAUCAUCAUCCCUGGAAUGUGAAGGAUGGUUGGGUAACGCUCGAGGCUGUUCCGUGGUCGGAGAGUAAGGUUUCGAAGUGGCAAGCAGCGAAUGGUGGCGAUGGAACGAAGAAACAUCGUCCAUCUGGCACGGAUAAGUACUGGAAUGCUGCAGGUGAUGGAGGUAUCGAUAGUGAGGAAAAUGGUGGAAGUAAAUACAAACCGAUUGCCGCCAUCUAUCCAACGGGAUCGAGCUCGAUCGGUGCAUCUAGCUACUACCAGGGAGAGCAGGGUGCUGGCGACUCCGCCGAGGAUUAUGGUGGUUACGGAACGAUCAAGAAUCGACCAAAGGCCAAUGGAGUGAAGCAGCCGCAGACGCAGCCGCAGACGCAACCAGACUCACUGUACAACCGGAGAAGACCAGUCGUCACACUGUACAGCGAGCGUCCUGAUGGUCCUCAGGUGGACCGUUGGUAUGAAGGACCUCAGGCAACGGUUGCAACCGCUCCGUCCGCUGAUCCGUACGACACAAUGAAGGCAUAUCAUCAUCAAAAUCAUGGAGCAUCAUCAGGUACGGCCCACCGCGACAUCAUAACCGAUGGACGGCCACCAAAUUUCCCGAAAUUUAAUCCCGAGCAACACGCGGGCGACGUUUACGGCAGUAGCGUCACCGCCUCUGAUCAACGAGUUCGUCCCGUUUCCUACCCGGACCGUGGCAAUGGCGAGUGGGUCCUAAUCUCCACGACGAAAGGAUACCAAUAUCCAAAGCGACGCCAUGGCCAGCGUGCCAUUACGUUCUCACCGGCGACCUCCACGAGUCACCAAACCGUCAAGCUCACCGUACUGCCCAUGAAAAACGCCCUCGAUAUGACCACGUCGCACAACGGACUGAUUGAAGUGUCCUCUUCAACGCAAACGGUUGAGGAUGCGGUCAAGGAGCAACAGCAGCAGCACAACAAGCGGAAAGGACCGACACCGUCUACAAUGUCGCCCGCGGAAGGUAUCAGCAAUGCGUUACCAACGCGACGGAAGCAGAAGAAGAAGCAAUCCUUGGCGGCUGCAGCGGCCGGUGGUGGUUCCUUCUCGGUGAUGCAUCGACGUGAUGCGGCCCAGGACAGUUCGGCAGUGCUGGCAGCGGUUGGUGCCGGUAUGGUACCGGCCACGAUGGCCAUUCUUGCACCGAUGGUACUUGGCAAGAAGAAGUAGUGGUUGUGACGAGCGCGCCAGCUGCUCAU